Molecule: messenger RNA, 273 nt
Organism: Necator americanus (New World hookworm)
Lineage: Eukaryota; Metazoa; Nematoda; Chromadorea; Rhabditida; Ancylostomatidae
Exons: 1
Coding region: 1-273 (90 amino acids)
Source: RefSeq, a predicted model, not a curated record
AUGGACGUGAAGAGAGAGGUAAGACAGGGUGAUACAAUCUCACCUAAAAUAACUCACUCUAAAAUAUUCACAGCCACUCUCGAGAAGGCAAUGCGAAAACUAGUAUGGUACGAUAUGGGAGUGAAGGUUGAUGGUCGGCAGCUACUCCAUUUGUGCUUUGCUGUUGUUAUCGUUAUGAUAACACCUAGCAUCAACCAAGUGGAACGAAUGCUGACCGAUUUCGACGAAACAUGUGGAUGCAUCGGUCUUCAGCUGAAUCUGCAAAAGACGUGA